AUGUCAAGAAGCUGGCCCCAUGCCCCGACUUAUGUAGGCACACAGAGCUUCCAUCGCAAUUUGGCCCUACAGAGCCUUGAGCAGCAUGCAUCCGCAAGAGCACAUCCCCGCUCCGAUGUGCUGAUGGAGGCAGUGAAGGACAUCGUCGUAGAGUUGAAUCUCGACCGGGACACAGACCAAGAGGACUCUGCCGGCGAUCUCAGUCCCUUCGCAAGGGAGUAUCUCACCAACAGACAUGGCACUUUUGACCUUGACACGAUGCCCUCGGCUUGCGAUGCGGAUCCGUACAACUGGACGCCGGGAAAGAAGGCCAGCGUGCUGUGGCUGCAUGCAUUCUACUGCAUGGUAGCAACCCUCAGUAUGACUGCUCUCAUUCCGGCCUACAACCAAUUGGCUGAGGAAUUCGACAUGACGGAACACGACUGUACUUAUCUCACCUUGAUCCAAGUCAUCGUUCUAGGGGUCGCGCCUCUGGCUUGGGGACCGCUUGCGACGGUCUAUGGGCGACGGCCAGUAUUUCUAGCGUCGCUGAUCAUGUCAGUGAUUGGAAAUGUCGCCUGUGGGGUGAGUCCAAACUAUGGAGCCAUAAUGUUCUUUUGGGCAUUUGUCGCCUUCUUGCUCUCUCCCGCCAAUGCCCUCAGCAGUGCUAUCGUAACAGACAUGUUCCUCAAAACAGAACGAGCCAGGGGUGUUAGCAUUUGUAUGCUCAUGUUCUCCCUGGGGGUUCCCUUCGGACCUCUCAUCUUCGGAUUCGUGGCCCCCAGAGCCGGCUUCCGAUGGAUUUUCUGGGUUUUGGCUAUCGUCAAUGUUGUGCAGUCUGUUGUGCACUUUUUCCUCGGCCACGAGACAUUACUCACUCACAAUCUCAACACACAGGACAGCGAUGUCGACGAGAUACCGCAGGACCUCAAGACAAAAUUUCUGAAAUUCGAGCGCUCCGUGGUAUUCCUGUUCGGUAGCAUCUUUGUCGUUGUCGAGAUACCUCUGCAGCUCGAGAGCAAAUUCCGACUCAGCUCUGACCAAGUCAGCCUGCAAUAUCUCGGCAUGAUCAUUGGUUUUAUACUAGCUGAGCCAGUGGGAGGUCUGCUGAGUGAUGUUGGCUUGAAUCUGCGCAGGAUGACGAGAGAGAAAGACGCGUCUCCGCCGGAGUUCAGGUUGUGGCUGUGCUACGCAGGGUAUUGCCUGAUCCUCACUGGAAUCCCACUGUUACUCGUCUCCACGAAUAGUGCUAUCACCGGAAGAUGGACGGUUGUGCCGGUUGUUGGAACCGCCAUUGCCGCUGGUGGACAUCAGAUCGCCAUGACAACGUUCGCCACCUACGCAGUUGACUGUGCAGUCGACGACGCGCAUUAA
This is a messenger RNA of Diaporthe citri, 1353 nucleotides long. RefSeq lists its product as uncharacterized. The record is from RefSeq and is a predicted model, not a curated record. Bases 1 to 1353 code for a protein of 450 amino acids. NCBI's taxonomy places the organism in Eukaryota, Fungi, Ascomycota, Sordariomycetes, Diaporthales, Diaporthaceae. Gene Ontology annotation, biological process: transmembrane transport. The transcript has 3 exons. Gene Ontology annotation, molecular function: transmembrane transporter activity.